Molecule: messenger RNA, 2141 nt
Organism: Helianthus annuus (common sunflower)
Lineage: Eukaryota; Viridiplantae; Streptophyta; Magnoliopsida; Asterales; Asteraceae
Product: phosphatidylinositol 4-kinase gamma 6
Exons: 2
Coding region: 332-1954 (540 amino acids)
Source: RefSeq, a predicted model, not a curated record
UCCGUACACACAAUUAGGGAGAUUCGAGAAACAGGGGAACCAACAAGAACAAGAAGAAGAAAGAAAAGAAGAAUUACAAAAACGGUUUUCAAUCAAACCGUUGAAUCUUCUUUUCUGUUCAUCAUUUUCAUUCUCCUCGAUUCACUCUCUCACGAAUCAACAUCGUUUUUUCUCACCGGUUUCACUAGUCAGAGUGAUGGCAUUCAUCAGAAAACUUUUCUGAUGUAGUGAAACUGCUGCAACUCCAGUUGGGCUGAUUGUUACCCAAUGUGACCACAGUGGUUAACAAGCAGAAUCUUGUUUAUCCGUCGGUCUUCGACUGUUUAAAAAAAUGGAAAGCCCGAUAUCAAACAAGAUGUCUGUGUCACUUCUCAACAAACGGCGCGUGUUUGUCCAAACCGAAAACGGUUGUGUCUUAGGAAUGGAACUGGAGAGAAAAGACGAUGCCCACACGGUUAAACGAAGAAUGCAGCUAACCUUAAACGUUCCAACUGCCGAAACCUCACUGACAUUCGGUGACAUCCUUUUGAACAACGAUCUUAGCGCGAUUCGAACUGAUUCUCCGCUUCUGUUAACCAAGAACUUAAUGCAUAGAAGCUCGUCGACCCCUUGUUUGUCACCAACAGCGAACGCUCUCCAACAAAAGGAUCAAAGUAACGUUGUCGAGAUCAUCGGGCAUUCGGGUGAUUUCACCGAAACAAAGGAGCUUGUGGACGAGAUUGUUAUCGCGUUGAGAAGCAAUAUCGAACCGGUUCCUGUGAAUGGCGGGUUAGGUGGCGCUUAUUAUUUUAAGAACCUGAACGGUGAGAGUGUAGCCAUUGUUAAGCCCACUGACGAGGAACCGUUUGCUCCGAAUAACCCGAAAGGGUUCGUAGGAAAGGUUCUCGGGCAACCGGGACUGAAACAAUCUGUUAAGGUAGGCGAAACCGGUUUUAGAGAAGUUGCAGCCUAUCUUCUAGACCACGAUCAUUUCGCACGUGUGCCGUUAACAUCUCUAGUAAAGAUCACCCACUCGAUCUUCAAUCUAAACGACUGUGUAAUUGGGAACGCGAUUCAAAACAACAAAGGGGUUAGUAAGAUUGCGUCGUUACAACAAUUCAUUCCUCAUGAUUUCGAUGCUAGUGAUCACGGAAGCUCAAGAUUUCCCGUUGCGGAUGUGCACAGAAUCGGGAUAUUAGACGUUAGAAUCUUUAACACGGACCGACAUGCGGGAAACAUACUGGUUAGAAAGGUGAGUGACGGUGAAUUCGGUCGAGUUGAACUCGUUCCUAUCGAUCACGGCCUUUGUCUUCCGGAAUGCUUGGAGGAUCCCUACUUUGAGUGGAUACAUUGGCCUCAAGCAUCGAUCCCGUUUUCGGAAACCGAGCUUGAAUACAUAAAAUCUCUAGACGCGAAUUUUGACGCUAAAAUGCUAAGAAAAGAACUACCCAUGAUCCGGGAAGCAUGCAUACGCGUGUUAACACUUUGCACCAGUUUUUUAAAAGAAGCUGCGACGUUCGGGCUCUGUCUAGCAGAAAUAGGAGGGAUGAUGAGCCGACAAUUCAGAUUCAGCGAUCAAGAACCAAGUGAGCUUGAAGUAAUUUGCUUAGAAGCGAUGAAACAAGUAAUGGGUCUCUCUGAUACUGAAGAACAAAUUGACGAAAAGGAUUCGAAGUUUGCGAAAUCGGCUAUGGUUAACCAGACCCGCGCUUUGUCGUAUAACCAAGUGGGUUUGGGUAAGAAAGGAAGGGGAAAAGGGCGGGUGAAAGCGUGUGCUAAUGGGGUGCGGUCGAGUGCGAAAGAAUCGGUGGGUGCACCGACGAGCUUUGUGAAGGUGACGGAUAUGAACGAGGACGAAUGGCGGUUGUUUUUGGCGAAAUUUAAGGAGCUUGUGGUUCCCGCAAUGGCUGCAAGGAAGAUCUCGGGUAUAAACAUGAGAAACAAUCCUAGGAUUGGGAGUUCUUGCCAGUUUUGAGGACAACUUUGCCUAAAAAGGUUGUAAGUACUAAGUAAGUAGUAGCUUUAAGGAACAUAGUAUUAGUUCAUAGUAUUAUUUUUUGAUACGUAGUGCAUAUAAUAAAAUGCUAAAAAAACAUGUUUCAUGAAUUGGAAGGAGUUGGGUUUUAUUAAUAUCGAAAUAAAACAUAGCUGUUGCAAUGUUG